GUACGUCUACCACCGCGCCCUCCAGCACCACGUGCUGCGCCCGACGCACUGGACGCACCACCGCCGCCCGCACGACCACAAGCACCUCCGCAGCCCCGCCGGCAUGAUCCAGCUCUACGGAGGCGCCCUCUGCCUGCUCGUCUACGCCGUCCACGCGGCCCUCGGCGUGUCCCGCUACCCGCCCUUCUACCCGUGGCUCGCCUUUUGCUACCUCGCCUUCGAGUUCGCGCACGAGACCGCCCACAAGGCUGACCCGCCCGCGUGGCUCGGCGCCUGCCGCGACUUCCACGUCCAGCACCACAAGACGCCGUGGCUCAACUACGGGUUCGUCUCGCCGAUGUGCGACCACGUCUUCGGCACGGCGCACGGCGACUUCGCCGCGCCGUGGGCCUCGAUCCUCGCCUUCGGCCCCAUCCCCUUCCUCUCGUUUUUCCUCCUCCCCCCGGUCGGCACCUGCGCAGACGAGACGUCCUCCUCCGACGCCGAGUCGACGGCUGAGUCAGAGGCGAGCACGGUCCUUGCGGACAGCGAGCCGGCGCUCGCGCACGCCAAGCUCGCCGGCCAGCCGCCCGCCGAGUCGCCGACUUGCGUCCGCCACGCCUUUGUUGCCGAGGACCUGUCCUGACCGAGGACCUGUCCAUACCCGGCUUGCGCGCUCCUUCGCCCUCCUUCCCCUCCCCGCCGCCAGCCGCGCCUAGCUCGCCGUCGGCGGCGGCGGAUGCUCGAGGGGAGGUGCUGGGCCAGAGGAAGGGCAGGCGCGGCCGGUGAGGCCCCCUUCGCUGUGGCGGAGGGGCUGCUCUCUGUGGCCUCCCGUACUCUGGGUCUCUCUUGGGGGACUCCGCCCGCAGCCCUAGCUUUGCGCGCGGCGGUGUCCGGCAUGGUGGGCAGGGAGGGGGGAGGGCCCCCGUCUUUGUGAGAUUUUGCGUGCGUGGGAGCGCAUGACAUGGUGCGCUGCUGGGGCUCGCGAGGGUCCCGAAAUCCCUCGCGGUGUCCUGUCCGUGGCGAGCCGUGACUUGUGUGACCCGCGGUUGGAGAGGAGGGCCCCGAGAGGGGCCGCCGAGCCGUUGUGAUAUGUGACGUUUUCUGUUGAGUGUUGUUAUACACA
This is a messenger RNA of Emiliania huxleyi CCMP1516, 1105 nucleotides long. RefSeq lists its product as hypothetical. NCBI's taxonomy places the organism in Eukaryota, Haptophyta, Isochrysidales, Noelaerhabdaceae. Bases 104 to 625 code for a protein of 173 amino acids. The transcript is spliced from 3 exons. The record is from RefSeq and is a predicted model, not a curated record.